CUUCGGGGCUUCCGAGUUUAUUAAGCUAGCUUCUGCCUGCAUCUGUGUACAUGUCGUUAAGACGCUGAAAACGUCGCCGCGUCGCUCCGGAGCUCACAACAAAAGACAGCAUGAAAACGCCGAGGGCUCCCACCGUCGCCGACGCGUGUGAACAUUGAGCCGUUGUCGUCAGGAGCGCUGCCCGGGCGGAGAGGCGGAAUGUCAACAACGCGGCCCCUCCUCGGGAUGAGGCGAGUCACCGAGCUAACGUGCCCGGAGCAGCCGAGCGCCAGGCUCGCCGCGUCCGCCGGCAGGCAGCAGCAGGAGGCCCCCGCCACCGUGGACGAGUUCGCGGUGCUGGAGGACAAGGAAGAGGAGCUGAAAUGUGCCAAGCCGCGAGUGGAGCAGGUUUUUAAGGUGACGUUCACCAUCAUUGGUCUGUUGGACCACACCGGACAACCGCACGGCAGCAAAACAUUACGGCAGAUAUGGCUGCAGCUCAUAGGGAACAGAGACGACGUGUCAAAAGCAAAAGAGUACGUGCGAGGACUCUGUGACCCAGAACUCCACGAAGAAGAGCGCUACCCGGUGGACAUGCACUGUAUCUUUGCCGGCGCCCGUGGCCUCUUCCUGGACAGACUUAUACGGGACACAAGUGCAGAGGUCCAGGUGCCGGAACCCGGCCGCCUGCGGCUGCUGGGUCAGGCCGAGCCUGUCGUGAUGGCCCAGAGCCGAGUUCAGCAGUUUGUAGCACUUUUCCAGGAAAAGCGAAGUCUUCCGAGUGACAGGGAGCCAGUGGUGAAGCGGGCGUUCAAGUCCUUUGUGGAGGAGAGGGAUGAUAAAUACACCAUGGAGCUUCUCCUCCUGCCCAGUGCCCUGAAAGAAGAGCUGCUGGGACUGGCUCACAGCCCCACCAGCACCAACGCAACUUCCCUGGCCCAGCACAACCAGACACUGCAUCUCAGCAUGGCAGAGGUCGAUCAGGACCGUUCGCAGAGCAGCACCCCGGUGACGGAGCUCUCCAACCGCAUCCUGGACACCAGCUUUGAGGAGAAAGGGGCCGCGGCGGGAUCUGUCAACGGAGGCGGUAAAGUGUCAGGCUUGGGCCACGAGGCCGUCCUGCUCAAUGGCACGCGGCCCUCGCACAAGCGGCGCUCAUCCGAGAGCGAGACUCGGGACACAAAGAGACAGUACUCUCUGGAGAGGAGGGACGAGUCGCCGGAGAGAGCGAGAGAGCGGGAGCGGCAGAGGGACAGAGAGGGUCGGGGUAGUGGUGGUGGUGGUAGCAGCUGUAGAUCCAAAACGCCCUCCGCUUCAUCGUCGCUCUCCUCCUCCGCUGCUAAAGCGAACACAGUCAGUCCACUCCUGCUGGACUCCAGUGAAGUCAUCUCGGAUGAAGGAGAAGCAGUCAGCCCAGAGACCAACCUACGCUGCUUGGUCAAUUUCUUCAGGACCAUGGGUUACCAGCAGGAAGUGGUGGAGCGUGUUGUCAAGGAGACAGGACAGACCGAAGACACGUUCCUCGUCCUGGAGAAGAUUGUCGAGGAAACCAAGCGCUGUGAAGAGGGGACAAAGGGAGGAGGAGGCAAAAAAGAGCGGUGGCUCAAUUCUGUACGCUCCGCGGACACGCCCUCCUCCUCUACCUCCUCCUCCUCUUCGUCGUCAUCAUUGUCAUCCUCCUCCACUACAGUCUCUCGUCUCAGAGAGAAGGAGCGCGAGCUCAGCAGGGUUUUGGUCGACCCGGGCAGGUCCAAAGAGAACAUUAAGCCCAACCAACGUGGAGGCAGCAGUAACGGGUUGGGCCACCGGAGGCAGUGCAGCGGCAGCGAGACGAGCACUCAGCAGGCAAUCACCAUCAAGAGGAGCUCCAGUGCUCAAGGAGGAGCGGGGAACUACGAGGUCAUCACGAUUGAUGACGAAGACGAUAACAUCCUCACGGAAACCAAAACGGCAGAUGGUAGCGGCAUGUCCCGGAUGAUGGCGGCACACGUCGUCGACUCCCACUCGGGCUCCAGAACGGACUACCUCGCGAGAGGAGGAGGCGGAGCCUCACAGAGGGACUACCUGUCGAGGGGCGGGACGCAGACGCUGGGCGGAUCGGUUAAAGUUGAGACUGUGACGGCGCUGCGGAGCACGCCGCAGUGGCUGGCGGCCACCACCACCUCGCUGGCUUCCGCUCCCACUUCUGCUCAAUCCAUCAGCCGGCCCUCGGCCUCUCCCUAUCAGACCAUCGGACACACGGGGUUCCACGGCGGCGUAGCCAGAACGCCUCCCGUGAGUGACCCGCCGGCACCGCCAGUUACUGGCUUGUCUCGCUUCCACCAGUCGCUGAAGACGCCCUACACCCUGAAGCUGCCGAACGAGCCCGGACGCCCGGAGCUCAGACACAUUAUCAUCGACGGCAGCAACGUGGCCAUGGCUCACGGCCUUCACCGCUUCUUCUCCUGUCGAGGCAUCGCGCUGGCCGUGGAGACGUUUUGGAGGCGGGGCCACAGGGAGAUCACAGUGUUUGUCCCCCAGUGGCGUCAGAAGAGAGACCGACUCACAACAGAGCAACAUUUUCUGAACCAGCUGGAAGACCUGCGACUUCUGUCCUUCACUCCCUCCAGAGAAGUGUGUGGCCAGAGGAUCUCGUCACAUGAUGACAGGUUUCUGCUCCACCUCGCAGAAAAAACAGACGGGAUCAUCGUAACCAACGACAACCUGAGGGAUUUCGUCAACACCUCGGACACGUGGCGAAGGAUCAUCCAGGAGAGGUUGCUCCAGUUCACGUUUGUGGAGGAUCACUUCAUGAUCCCUGAUGAUCCUCUGGGGAAAAACGGACCUCACCUGGACCACUUCCUGCGCAAGGACAUCAGGAGAAUGGCAGUGACUCCUCCCCCUCGGAGACCACCUGAAUUCCGGCCGCCCUCCCAGCAGCAGCAUCAGCAGCAUCAGCAGCAGCAGCAUCAGCAUCAGCAGCAGCAGCAGCAUCAGCAUCAGCAGCAGCAUCAGCAGCAGCAUCAGCAGCAGCAGCAGCAUCAGCAGCAGCCAGUUUACGUGCAGGCGCUCCACUCCACUCCGCGCGCCCCGGCGUCCACGCCCAGGCCGCCUCCUUCCCUGACGCCACACCCCACGACGCACUGGCCACACUCGGGUCCCCCCGAGUGGCACCAGCCGCGGCGCUCGCCCUCCCCGUCGCCCUCGCCUCCGCCGCAACGGUCGGCGGGCGAGACAUCGGAGCUGAAGAGGAAGCUGUACGACAUCUUCCCCGACCAGAAGCAGCGCAUCGACCGCAUCCUCAGCGACAACCCGUACAUGAGAGACCUGAACGCCCUGUCAGGGCUGCUGCUGGGUUAAACAACUGACACACACACACACACACACGUUAGCAUAUAAUUUAUUUUGCCACUUCUUCCAGCCCUGGAGGACAAUUUAAAGUUGUUGUUUUUAUUCUUAUUUUUUAUGUACAUUAAGAUCAUCAAACUAGCUGCUAUUGGCAAAUUUUCUUUCAUAGCGAUGAACGUGAACAACACUGGCAGCAGCAGCAAAUCUUUCAAAUUAGAUCGUCGACAAAGAGCCCAGACGUUCCGUGAAUGUGCAGGGGGGGGGAAAUGAAAAGCGUUGUGGACCAAAAAGAACUGGCUUUCAUGAGAAUGUGGCUCCAGUUUUUUCUCCUAAAACCCGUCAGACUGACUUCUAACACCAUCACACACUUUUUUCAUGAUCGGAUUAAUGAAACAUGCAGGUUUUAUUUUGUUUUCCAGUUAAACAUCAGUUAAACAUCUGCAAGAACAAGUUUAAACUUAGAGCCUAGGGUUAGACCUGGUAUUAACUUGUUUACUUCAUUUCUAAUCAGGUUUAGUUUCUAAUCUUUUUUUGUGAGUAGUUAAUAUUUUCUGGUUUCUUUGCUCCCCGUGUUACAAAGAAAUCAUUAAAACUGACAUUUGAGAACAGCUUCAUUUUUGAAGUUCGGGAACCGGCAAUCAACAUUUUUUGGAGAAAGUAAUGAAAAGAUUAAUCCAUUUAGUCGAAUCCAUCCUGAGCGAUCUGGUCACACAUGGACCUUUCAAGUUCAGGUUUGAAAGCGUCCGGGUCUGAACCGGACCAAAAACUAAAUGAUCCACGUCUUGUGCGGCGUC
Messenger RNA from Solea solea (common sole), 4100 nucleotides. RefSeq names its product nedd4 binding protein 1 (gene n4bp1). The record is from RefSeq and is a predicted model, not a curated record. The transcript is spliced from 12 exons. NCBI's taxonomy places the organism in Eukaryota, Metazoa, Chordata, Actinopteri, Pleuronectiformes, Soleidae. The coding region runs from base 199 to 3318 and encodes 1039 amino acids. Gene Ontology annotation, biological process: negative regulation of protein ubiquitination; negative regulation of proteasomal ubiquitin-dependent protein catabolic process. Gene Ontology annotation, cellular component: nucleus; PML body. Gene Ontology annotation, molecular function: RNA binding.